Alosa alosa (allis shad) is the source of this 3694-nucleotide messenger RNA. RefSeq names its product neuropilin and tolloid-like protein 2. Lineage: Eukaryota; Metazoa; Chordata; Actinopteri; Clupeiformes; Clupeidae. Bases 469 to 2247 code for a protein of 592 amino acids. The transcript has 9 exons. Gene Ontology annotation, molecular function: protein binding. The record is from RefSeq and is a predicted model, not a curated record.
UAGAGCCAACCCAGGGAAUCGCAGUCGCGGUUUGAAGGUACAUGCGUACAAGCUGCUCAUUCAAGCAACCAUCGCCCACAGCUUAAAUGAGCUUCGUUUAGUGCCAUCACUUCAGUUCAGCCGUCGACUGCUCCUCUCUGCCGCGCUCCCCCACCGUAUAUGUCUCAGUGGGCUACCCUGACAUAUCGAACAAGAGAUGUUGCAUUGGGAUGUAUACAACACCGCUCCUCUCUAGAUGGGAUUAAAAACAACGGCGUUUUGCGCGUUUCUGAAGGCACUUGUUUGUCGGGAAGGACAUGAAGAGUGGCUGUUGUUCUGCGUAAACUAUGGGAUUAAGGCAAUCGAAGAAAAGUUGGAUGUUGUAAAGAUCGUAUCUCCGUGCUGGAUGAUCCAUAACAUGGAGAGGUAGAUCUCGACAUAGGCUAUCUCAGGAAGGUGAACAUACUGACUAACACACCGGGAAAGGAAAUGUACAGGGCCUGGAUUUUCCUUAUUCUUAUAGAAGAGGGAUUUGGACUGGCGCAAAGAUCUCAAGAGACACACCACAACGAUGGUGACCCGCCCCCCAACACAGAGCAGUGCGGGUUGUGGACACGCAAUAUCAACGGAGGCCUCUUCACCUCUCCGAACUACCCUGAGACAUACCCGCCGAACAAGGAAUGCGUCUACAUUCUGGAGGCGCUCCCUCGCCAGAGAAUCCAGCUGACCUUCGAUAAGACCUACUACAUCGAGCCAUCGUUUGAAUGCCGCUUCGACCAUAUAGAGGUGCGGGACGGCCCCUUUGGCUUCUCCCCACUCAUCGACCGCUUCUGCGGCCCCAAGAGCCCAGGCGUAGUCACCUCUACUGGACGUUUCAUGUGGAUCAAGUUCACCAGUGACGAGGAACUCGAAGGCCUAGGGUUCCGCGUCCAAUACACCUUCAUCGCAGACCCAGAUUUCCAUUUGCACGUGGGCGGACUGCUGAAUCCCAUUCCAGAUUGCCAGUUUGAGGUCGGAGGCUCUGACGGGGUGGUGCGUUCCAGCCAGGUGGAUGAGGAUAAAAUUAAAACGGACGAGGAUCUGGAUUGCAUCUGGACCAUCCGCGCCGCACCCCAGUCGAAGAUUUAUCUACGGUUCCUGGAGUACCAGAUGGAGCACUCCAACGAGUGCAAGAAGAACUUUGUGGCGGUGUACGACGGCAGCAGCGCCAUUGAAAACCUCAAGGCAAAGUUCUGCAGCACGGUGGCCAACGACGUGAUGCUGGGCACGGGCGUGGGCGUGGUGCGCAUGUGGGCUGACCGCAACAGCCGCCUCAGCCGCUUCCGCAUGCUCUUCACCUCCUUCGUCGACCCCCCCUGCUCUGGAAACACCUUCUUCUGCCACAGCAACAUGUGCAUCAACAACUCCUUGGUGUGCAACGGCGUCCAGAACUGUGUGUAUCCCUGGGACGAGAACCACUGCAAGGAGAGGAAGUCCAAUGGCCUGUUCCAUCAGAUCACUAAGACGCACGGCACGGUGAUCGGCAUCUCCACGGGCGUGGUGCUGGUGCUGCUCAUCAUCUCCAUUCUGGUGCAGAUGAAGCAGCCGCGCAAAAAGGUGGUGGCACGUCGGCCGGUCGUCUUUAACAAGGCCGGCUUCCAGGAGGUCUUCGACCCGCCGCACUACGAGCUCUUCUCCCUGCGCGACAAGGAGCUCUCGUCCGAGCUGGCCGAGCUGUCGGACGAGCUGGAGAGCUACCACAAGCUGCGGCGCUCGUCCACCGUCUCGCGCUGCGUGCACGAGCACCACUGCGGCGCCCAGCACGGCCAGCACGCAGCUGCCGCCGCCGCUGCGGCCGCCACCGGCGUGGUGUCCGCCGCGUCCGCCGCCUCGUCGUCGGCCGGCGGGAGCAUGAAGCAGAGCCGCACCACGCUCAGCUCCAUGGAGCUCUCCUACCACAAUGACUUCUCCAAGCCGCCGCCGCCCAUGAAGACCUUCAACAGCUGCUCCAGCACCGGCAGCAUGGGCACCUACAAGAAGAGCUGCUACGGCUACGCCAAACAGACUCACGACUGCGCCGCCGCCGCCGCCGUGGCCGAGCAGGUGAUCGAGGACCGCGUGAUGGAGGAGAUCCCGUGCGAGAUCUACGUGCGCGGCGGAAGCGUGGCGGGGACCGCCGGCAGCAUCGGCAGCGGCUGCGGCACGCUCAGCAUCCGUAACCAUGGCAGCGUGAGGAACAGCACCAGCGUGGUGGACCCCGGCACACGCUCCAUGUCCAUGGACUUUUAAACUAAAAGAGAGAGAGAGAGACAGAGAGAGAGAAAAAAAAAAAAAGAGAGAGUGUGUGUGUGGUAGGAUAAAGAAAGAUUUUCACGGAUUGAUACAAAAGAGGGACCAAGGCUAAAAAGGUAGAUGAAGGUAAUGAGAGAUGGAGAGCUAGAAAGGGAUGGUGGGAAGAUGGAGAGAGAGAAAAUGAUAGACAUUUACAGUAUGAGAUGAUGGAGGAAAGAGAGAAUGAAAAGAGAGGGGGUUAGCCAUUGAAGGGAAAAAAAACACGGUAGCUAUAAACAUAGAGAGACCUCACUUGGACUCUCAUUCACUCCCAUUGUUCACCUGUUGUGUGCCAUCAGUCAGGUGGAACUGCCUGCUGAGGGACUCAUCUCAGGUAUCAGCUCACUCCAGAACAGACCAGGCCCGGAUUUGACCCGGAUGUGUGCCGGGUCUGAUCCGGACCUCCAGUUUGCUGCCACCUGAAAGCUCUUUUUUGGUGCUUAAAAGUCCUGGACCUCACAUAGACAACAGACUGGACCAGGAAAGGAAAGACAUGGCCAUAUUCAAUAAUUUUCUGCUUCUUUUACUGUCACUUAAAAGGGAUUUAUUUCCUCAGCUGUGUAUAUACAAAAAAAAGAGGAGUGAUUGGCAUCUUGUUGUUGCUUGGCUAUUUGUUUUCUUUUGCGCUCGGUGAAGAAACCGGACAAGCCUCAAUGAAGAUGAUAAAGAUGACAUAGGCUGUUGUCAUGGCUACCGAAACACCCUCUUUUCUCACUAAACACUUUCCCUGCACACAUACACACAAUCACAGGAACAACACACACAAUCACAGGAACAAUUCACACACACACACACACACACACACACAAACUCACACGUGUACACACACACAUACACAUACACACACACAACAAACUGGAAAAAAGGUUAGCGAAUGAAAAGAUGCCCACUGUUUGUCGCCCAUCUCACAAGGAGAAACUCCACUGGACCAUGUGUGUUUUUCUCACUGACAGUCUGCUUUAUUUUCAUCUCAUUUUGUUGCUAAUCCGUGGAGCCUCGCCAGCAAAGUCUACCUGCCCAUAUGUUGGCGCCCAGAGUCAACACAACGGCACAACGGGAGGUGACAAACACACAGGGACACUGCGAUGCUUUGCACUCCAUACGACUGCUCAAAUGUCUAGAUUUGGAUAGUCACCCGCACUCACACCGCAUGGGAAUUGCAAAUGAGGCUUGUUGCAAAUGGAUUUUUUUUGUAAGACGUGUAGAAGAAAGGUAUUAUUACGAUGAUCUUUUGAUGGUAUAUGUAAAAUACAAACAAAGAAGUGGAGUAUAUUUUCUAAUCCAUGUGCAUUGUAUAUCAAAAUAUAUUGCAUUUCCAUUUCUGUCAUAAUAUGGAUAAAUUGUUAAAAUGUAUUAAUGUAAGAAAUGUCUGAUUCUAUGUUUUAAUAAAGGUACAUCGCAUUAA